This is a messenger RNA of Papilio machaon (common yellow swallowtail), 6323 nucleotides long. RefSeq names its product fibronectin type-III domain-containing protein 3a (gene mtgo). The coding region runs from base 388 to 3774 and encodes 1128 amino acids. The record is from RefSeq and is a predicted model, not a curated record. Gene Ontology annotation, molecular function: protein binding. The transcript has 8 exons. NCBI's taxonomy places the organism in Eukaryota, Metazoa, Arthropoda, Insecta, Lepidoptera, Papilionidae.
CCGCUCACUCAGUCCGCUCUGCCACUUCGAUGUGAGCGUUUGUGUGAAACUGUAAUAUUUGCUCCGCCGAGUGCCCGACCUCUGGAACCGACCAUUUAUGACAAACGACAACCCCGCCCCGUGCAUUUUUCGAGUUGCAUUUCGACCUGUGCAAGCAGUGCUAAGCCUGUGAGCUAUCCGUCGCCGGUUCAGUCGCUGCUCCCGCGCUUAUUUAUGUUGUCGUUUUGGUGUGGUGUAUAUUUGUGCCGUACAAACGAUAACCGGAUUAUCUGUGCGCUGGAGUCGGAGGAUAUUUUUAAUCGACGGCUUUUCUACGAAGACUGAGGGUUGUGGUGGGCGCUCGUGGGCGGCACGGAUGGUGCGCGCGCGGGCGAUGCUGUAGCCGCCAUGGUGGGCGUGGGCGUGGCGGAGGGAGGCGGGGGAGGAGCGGGCGGCGGGCCGCCGGAGGGCUACUACGGUGACUACUACCCUCCCGAGUACUACGUGCCGCCGGAGAUGUGCCCGCACCCGCAGCAUCCGCAGCACGCGCAUAUGUGCGCCGUGCACACUGAAUAUGGCGGCAUGCCGGUGGUGACGUCGGCGACUAUGAUGCCGGCUAUGAUGCCGCCGGUGCUAGACGAGGGGCUGCGGCACUAUCUUUUGCAUCCGCACGCGCAGCACGCGCACCAUCCGCACCACCAGCCGCCUCACCACCAGCCACCUCACCACCAGCCGCCUCACCAUCAGCCACCACAUCAUUAUGGUCCCACGAAUGGUGCGGGAGGUCCUCAGCACUUCUACGGUGCGGGCUACCCGACGCACUUCCAUCAUGUGCCGGCGCAUCACAUGCAGCACUCGCCACCACCGCCCGUAUACCAGAAGGACGAGCGCACACAGCGACAGUAUUCUAAACUCAAGCAGAAGCUGGAGCGGAAACAGACAAAUAGGAAUAAUGGUGUCGAAAUCAACUCGGGAGCCAGUACACCAUCGCUGUCACCGCGUAAGGAGCUGAACGGCCGUGGUGGAGGCAGUGGUGGCGGCAGCGGGGGCGCCUCUUCCGGUGCCUGGUCUGAGGGCGAGGGUUCCUCGGCCGGCGCCUCUGUACAGGGAGACGAUGACAACGAUACGCAAGCAUUUCUUGACCUCUUGUCCGCUACACGGACCCCACAGGUUAGCGACAUAACGCCUACGAGUGCUUUAGUGCAAUGGAACUCGCCGUUACCUGAAGGGGUCACCUUGCCUAACGUGGAAUUGACCUACGAACUUCUUCUGGGCGACAGAGGUCGAUACAAAGCCAUCUACAGUGGACCAUCAUUGUCAUGCCGUGUGCGAGACUUGAGGCCCGGCUGCGAAUACUCCGUGUGCCUGCAGAUCCGCGCGGGCGAGCAGACGGGCGCGGCCAGCGAGGCGGCCACAUUCCGCGCGCCCCCCGCACCCCCCGCCCGCAUGACCCCCGCCCGCGUCGCCAACCGCGCCCGCACCUCGCUGCUGCUGCGCUGGUCCCCCGCCGCAGACAACGGCGCGCGCAUCCUCCACUACGUCCUCGAGAUGGACGCCGGCGAGGGCUUCGCGGAGGUGUCGCGUCCCCGCACGCGUCAGCACACCGUCAACAACCUCCGCACGCAGACGUGCUACCGCUUCCGGAUCGCAGCGGUCAACGAGUGCGGCCCCGGCGAGUGGAGCGAGGAGUUCGUCGGCUGGACCCUGGGCGCUCCCCCGCCCGCCCCCGCGCCGCCCGCCCUGCGCGACGCCGCCGCCGACAGCCUCGCCCUCGCCUGGGAGCGCCGGCCCGACGAGGAGUUCACUCUGCAGAUGGACGAAGUUGCCCGCGGACACGGUUUCCUGCCCAUCUUCACCGGGACCGAGUGUUCGUACGUUUGCACCGCAUUACGUCGCGCCUCCGAUUAUCGAUUCAGAUUAAGAUGCGAAAACGCCGACGGUCAGGGCCCGUGGUCGCAGGAGGUGACGUAUCGGACUCUACCGGAGAGGCCCGGCGCUCCCGGUCGCCCGACGCCGAAAGGUAAAAUACAUUCGCGUGCAUUCCGACUCAGGUGGGAGCCGCCGACCGACGAUGGAGGCGCGGCCGUCGAAAAUUAUACUCUGGAAAUCGACGGCGGGGAAGGAUAUCAGUCGGCGUACACCGGAGCCGAGAGGGAGGCGCACUGCGACCGCCUGCAGCCGGGCGUGCAGUACAGAGCGCGCGUGCGCUGCGCCAACGUGGCCGGAGAGAGCGACUGGUCCGCCGCCGAGACGAUCACGACGGAGGCCACCUGUCCGGGAGCUUGCUCCGCGCCCGAAGUGGUGGCCGAGCCGCGCGCCACGCUGGUGUCGGUGCGGUGGCGACCGCCGGACUGCAACGGCGGCGCCCCGCUCACGGAAUAUAGGGCGGAGAUCGUCGGCGAGGACGGCAUCGUGCGCACCGUGCAUUCGGCGCUCGAGAGCGAGUGUACCGUCCGCGAGCUCCAACCCGGCUGCGAGUACCGCCUUUGGGUGGUCGCCUGCAACAAAGUGGGCGCGGGUCUGCCAUCGCCCGCUCUGCAUUUCUCGACGGCGCCCGCCCCGCCCGACGCGCCCGAGACGCCCAUCGCUUACAUCGAAAACGCGCGAACCAUCCGCCUCGAGUGGCGCGCGUCCCGAGACAACGGGGCGCCCAUCGCCGAUUAUCGACUCGAAAUGAGCCUCACCAACAUGGACGACUCCUUCACUGAAGUGUAUCGAGGACCCGAGACGGCGUGCAUAGUGUCCAAAUUGGUACCGUUCUCGCCCUACUUCUUCAGAGUGUGCGCCACUAAUUCGGCCGGACGAGGCGCCUGGUCCGGCGUUCGGGACCUUCUAACGCCCCGAGCUCCGCCGGGGGCGCCGACGGGGAUAAAACACGAGGCGACCGCGGAAAGCCUUCGCCUCCACUGGCGCUGCCCCCCCAGCCACGGCGCCGAAAUCUUAGGUUACCGGGUGCAAGUCGACGAGUCCGAUUUCGAGACCGACGGGCCGACGCCGGAGAAAGUCGUCGAGGGUCUGCGGCCCGAUACUACGUACCGCGUGCGCGUCGCCGCCCUCAACGAGCUCGGCCUCGGCGACUGGUCGGAGGAGGCGCAGGCGGCGACGCGGCCCCGGCCGCCCGCCCCGCCGGACCUUCGCUGCGCCCAGCUCGUCCACAACUACAUCAAGCUGGAAUGGGAUAGCCGCGGCGAGGGCGCGGUGUACUGCGUGGAGAUGCGCGGAUCGGGCGAGUUCCGGCCCGUGUACCGCGGCUCGGCGCGCAGCUGCAAAGUGAAGAAGUUACGAGAGGGCACCACUUACAGCUUCAGAAUACGCGCGAGCGACGAGCGCGGCGGGCGCGGCUCGUGGGGCGCCGCGGUGACCGCCACUACCCCGCCGGCGCCUCCGCCCGCCCUGCGCCCGCCCACCGUGCUGGUGCUGGCGCCGCGUCGCGCCGCCGUCGCCUGGGACACGCUCGACGACGCAGAGUACGUGCUGCAGUGCGCCCGCGCAAAAGACGCCGUCUUCAAACAGGUGUACGCCGGUCGCGAGACUCAGUUCACGGUGGAGGAGCUAGAGCCGGGUGCGGAGUACCUGCUGCGCGCGUGUGCGGUGCGCGGCGGGCUGUCGGGCGCGUGGUCGCCGGCGGCGCGCGUGUUGGUGCCGGUGCCGGCGGCCGGGCCGCGCUCUCGCCGCGCCCGCCCCGCACGCGCUCUCUCCCCGCGCCGCGCCGCGCUCCUCAUGGCGGCCGGCUUCCUGCUGCUGGCCGUGCUGGUGGCCAUGCUGGUGCAACGCCUCGUGGAGCCACAGCCGUGACGGGCGGUAGCAAUGGCGCGUCCUCGGGCCCUCGCCAACAUAUGACGGCACGAUCGCGCGGUUCUUACCGCGCGAUUCAUUAGGACCCUAGCGAACUCCAAACUAGGAUAGCGCGCCGUGCGGUCGCCGACGACAUGCGAUACUACCGACCCGGCCUAAUCGAAUAGAAAUUCUUUUGAACCUACAGGAUAUGAACGGUAUAUUUUAAAGAAAUUUUUGAGAUAUACAUAAGUGAAAAAUACAGGUUCGGAUAACGGUAUCGCAUGCAGGUCGGCGGCCGCGGCGGCGAGUGACAGACUUCACGAGAUGAUGAUGAGAUGAAUGUUUUUUCAUAUUACGAAUUUUGUCUAUUUACGUUUCCGCGCUCUCGGUGUUUACGUAAGGAGCGCGUUAUAUAUUUAUAUUUUAAUAGUUAAAUCUAAAUAUUGACAAUGUAUCCUCAAUUGUGUAUUUCUAAAUGUAUGGAUGGGAACAGAAUUUUUAUUGCUAUUAAUUUUCAAUGUUGACAGCUAAUAAUUUUAUUUUGUACAAAUAUUUUUCUUCCGUUUUUGCACCAUAUUGAAAAGUACCUUAAAUGUUAUUUAUAUUGUAUAUAAUAAGUAGUCAAUUGCAUCAGAGAUGAAGUAUUGGCACGAAGUAAUGCUGUCUCGCUUAUUUCAUGUAAAUUAAUUUCAAAUAAAUGUAUGUAUUUUGUGAUACAGCGACUCGCGAGAUGUCCGCCGCGUGGACAAUAUGGCGGCACUCGCCGCUCGCAAAUCUAAAGCCAUUUAUGCGUAAACAUGAAUUCGGAUAUAUUUUAGAUCGUGUUACAUUUCCUAUGUCUCCCGUUGUAUUUACUCUAUGUAUCUAGUCUAUUCUAUGAACUGAUUGUUUCAUUUUGCAUUAUAUUAGAUUGGAAUUGUGAUGUGCUUCGUAUCCGACUAAAUGUGUUUUAUAUUUUUAAUAAUAUGUAUACCUUCAUUGAAAUCCUUGGCUCCGUAUGUCUCUCAUACAUUUCAUAUUUUUAUAAUGAAAUUUUUAAUUAGUCUGUUGCAUGUUUUUUUUAUAACUUUUAUUAAGUGUAGCGAGUUAGCGACCAUGGUGCUCUAUUAUUAGUGUUCUGUUAGAGGGUCGUGGCCCCUCGCUCCGCAACGAGUUUCCAGUGUGUGUGCUGUGAUCACUUCCUUAUGCGAAUGAGACUGAUUUUACAAAAAAUAUAUGCUUUCUGUUUUUACUUUCCGUUUUUAAUGCUUUACAACAUGUCGACAUCGCCGGUUGUAGUGACGCAGACUCCGGGUACGCCCCGUGACUAAUGCUACUCUAUUGACCCGAACAUUUUAUAUUCCAAUUAAUAAUACGUAAUGACGUAACGGUUCAGCGUAUGAUCGAUUUUAGCUUUUUUAUCAAUAGGACAUGACCUUUUUAUUAAUGAAAUUAUGUAAUGUAGUGUAAUUUGUUUAUUAAAUGUAGAGAUUAUGAAUUUAAUGAGAUUGUUACCACCCGGCAUAGAGUGCAGCCGCCGAGCUGGCCGCCGCCCGCCGCCGCUCGGACGCGCUCACAUCCCACUCUCGUAAUUGUUAUUUUAUAGAUUUAUAUAAUAAUUGUUAAUUGAGUUCGAUUUAAAUAUAAUUUUAAAUUAAAUAAUUUGAAAGUAGAUAAGCGAAAUGUCAUAUAUUCAUUUGCUUGGAGGGCGUUUAGCACGUAAUGCAUAUGGGAUAUAUAAUUUAGAUUUCAAUGUUCUUAAUGUUUUAAAGAGUUUUAUGAAGAUGUGUCAAUGUCAACAAUUAUAGUAUAUGAUAUAUAACGAUAUUGUUACUACACAUAGGCCUUAUCGCAUUCGAUGUCCGCCGGCGCCGUCGCGCGCGCGGCCGCGUCCAGGACGCGCGUCGCCGCGCACCACUCCUAGGCUUAAUUACUUCGUAAAUAUAUAAUAUUUACUUCUGUGAUCCGCUUGUCCUAUUUUCUAUUUUUUAUGUUUAUUAAUGUUAUUAGAGACAUUCCUACGUUCUUGCUUAUCGAUGAUAUAUUUGAUGUAAAAUGUAACAUUUCGUAGAGAGAUUCACUUCGUGCCUGACAUCGCAGCUGACGGCUGUUGGCGGGGCCGUCGCCAAAAUUGUUUUAAAAUUAACGAUGUGCAAUGAACGAUUUAUUUAUUUAUACGGCUUAUUGUAAUAUUUAUUAUUUAGAAUUUGUAUCUAUGUUGGAUGUCGUGUUUGUAAACAGUAAAAGGACUCGAUGUUCCUAAGUUUAUCGUGUUGUACAAUGUCGCAAUGGCAAUCUGUGUCGCGCUGCAGUCAAGCAUUCCAACUCUAUUCCACUGUAAAUAGGCCUAACGUAAACUCUACGACUUAAUGUGCGUUCGUGUUGCUUUUGUAUGGAUCGGAAAGAGAUGUACAUAGAUGGGGAGGAGAUGAGAGGAGAGGGAGAGAAGAGAUGGACGAGCUGAGCUUUGUGUCCGGUCGCCGCGCCCGCACUUCGUGUCUAACAUUAAUCAGAUAUAGUUAACGGGGAUAACAUCUCAUAUUGUAUUUGUGUUUGAAUUAGUAACGUAUAACGAAAUGUAUAUGUUU